AUGGACUCUACCCUGGGGAUCUUCCAAGGUCUCCUUGGUGCCCUCGAUCACGACAGAAGUGCUUACUCGGAUGGAACAUUCGGUUUUCGCCCACCAUACCAGGAACGUAAUACGUUUUUCAAGGUAUACACUGGUCUUGACCAUGGCGACUUCAAAGACGCUGGCGGCGAUCUACCUGACGCACGAUUAUUUGAUCUUGACGGUCAGUUUAUUGGAAUGGUUGCAGACCCUGGCAAUUAUGUUGGGUCAGGCAAAUCGUCAAUCUUCUGGGCAGGAUCGAAAGGGCAACCCGUUUACACCUUGUUCAGCGCCAAUGAAAAUGCGCAAUGUAUCUCCUUCGUCAGCGCAGUCUGGCCAGGCAGGUCAGGCCACUACAGCUGGGUCGGUGAUUGGGGCUCCGAGUGCGCAGGCGAUGAUCCGUCGAUGGCCACAUGGUUUUUCGGCAAGAUUGCUGUUCCUGGGACCAAAUAUUGGCCCAACUGCCUGUGGAUCGACUUGAAUGGAGGAGCACCUGCCACAGGCUUCCAAGUCAACUGGUUGGAUAUGAAGCCAGACGUCAACGACGCUCGUAUCGGGCAGCAAGCCAAAAGCAUGUGUCAAACGCCAAGUUUUCACCUUUACCAGCAUUACGACCCAGCCUACAUCAUCCACCAUCACAGGGAUCACAAUAAUCAGCAGCCGGGGCGGCCCCCCGUAUUGAAGCGCUCGGAGACAGCACCUCCCCGCAAACGCAGCAAGCCAAAGCUCUCCGCUGCGGAAGCCAAGCUUGCCUUCGAGGAGAAGUACCGCAACAAACUGGUGGUCGAUGACGUCCCUGCUCACAACGCCCACGCCCUCUGCGAAUCCGCAUCGUCAGCCGGGCCGAGCUUCGUGAACCCUGAGCACGGCUAUUUCUGCGACAUGCAGACCAAGACGAUCCACCCCGUGUGCAAGGAGCAGGACGGAAAAGAUGUUUGCUUCGAUAUGGAGCAGAGGGAGCUCGGUAAGUCUACCUAA
This is a messenger RNA of Diaporthe citri, 996 nucleotides long. RefSeq lists its product as uncharacterized. The transcript is spliced from 6 exons. The coding region runs from base 1 to 996 and encodes 331 amino acids. The record is from RefSeq and is a predicted model, not a curated record. NCBI's taxonomy places the organism in Eukaryota, Fungi, Ascomycota, Sordariomycetes, Diaporthales, Diaporthaceae.